CGAUAAGCGAGAUUAGUAGUAUAUAAAGAUCCACGGUUGCCAUUUGGUUUGGCUAUAGUAGCAAAUAAACUUGAGGCGCAUUUAAUAGCACUACAGUAUACCAGAUGUGACGAGACGCUUCAAUCAGUCCUAUGUACAACCAAAUAAAGUAUAUUUCUGAAAGGUGCAGGCCAAUAAAACUUCAUUAAGUAUGCAAAGGGACCACAGAGAGAUCCAACGAAUACUUAAGAGACCAGGUGCUACAACCCGGUCCAGAAGAGCGGAAGCUAUGGCCAAUUACGUACUAUUCGGUCUGUUGCUCGUCUUCGGACGUGCGGCGUGUGACGCUGGCAAUCCUCUCUUCCUAACUCCCCUGAUAAAAAACAAUCAAACGCAACAGGCUCGCACUGCGGCCGCGGUGUCUCACGCGUCCUUCCAAAACGUCACCAGCUACGCGGGGUACUUCACCGUCGACGAGACGUUCAACUCUAACUUAUUCUUCUGGUUCUUCCCAUCCAAGAAAAACGUCACCAACGACCCCGUCAUCCUGUACCUCCAAGGCGGUCCGGGACUUCCUUCGAUAAGGAGUUUAUUUGAGGAAAACGGACCCUUUACGGUAGACGAAAACUUAAAUAUCUCGCUGAGGAAAUUCACGUGGAACAGGAACCACUCAGUGCUGUACAUUGACAACCCCGUGGGUGUUGGGUAUAGUUUUACUAACGGCGGGUACGCGCAGAACCAGACCAUCAUCGCCCAACACCUCUACGAAGCUCUCACGCAAUUCUUCACAGUGUUUCCAGAGUUCAGCAGUAGAGCUUUCUACGUAUCCGGAGUCUCUUACGGAGGCAAAUACUCCGUCUCCCUUGCGAGCUACAUCGACGCACAGAACGAGAUCAACUCUCAGAAAAUUAACCUUCAGGGCGUGAUCGUUGAGAGCGGUUUCGUGGACCCGGUGCACCAGGCCAAUUACAGCGAUUACCUCUACCAGCUGGGUCUCAUCGAUAAGCAGACAAGGAACUUGUUCAAAGAUAUCGAGACCACGAUCAUAACUGACAUCAACAAUGGCAACUAUCAGGACGCGAUGGACAACUACGCGAAGAUCAUAGUGCCUUACAAAGGUCCGACUCUGUUCCGCAACCUCACUGGUUUCGAUAACGGCUUGAACUAUCUCGAAGCGGUGGCGCCACCGUCGUACUAUCGCAAUUUCGUGACGCAAGAUGACGUCCGCUCAGCGCUGCAUGUAGGCAACACGAAUUUCACCGCUGUCGGUUUCAACGUGUUUUUGAACUUGUUGCUGGAUUACCCGAAAAGCGUGGCACCCCAAAUAGUGCAGCUGUUGACUAAGUACAGGAUGGUGUUUUACAACGGGCAGACGGACGUUGUGGGUGGUAAUUUCCUGACACAGUUGAAUUUCCCACAGGCUGCAGAGUAUAACGAUGCCCCUAGGAUAGUAUGGCAUUUUAAGGGCGACGUGGCUGGCUACGCCAAACAAGCGGGUAACCUGACGGAGGUUUUGGUACGCAACGCAGGACACUGGGUCGCUAGGUAUCAGCCCGAGUGGGCUUACAAUUUGGUGCUCAAAUUUACCAGAAAUAGGACGACGUUUAAUUAAAAUGGAAAUUGCUAAGCGAUAACUAAUUUCUGUACGAUUUAACAAUGAUGAAUAGUUAAAAGCAAACGUACAAUUUAAGUGACAUAUUAUAACAACGGUAUAAUAACGUAAAUUUUGGUUACAAAAUAAACCAAUAUGUAAAUAAAAUUUCUACAAA
Cylas formicarius (sweet potato weevil) is the source of this 1748-nucleotide messenger RNA. Its product is annotated as venom serine carboxypeptidase-like. Gene Ontology annotation, molecular function: serine-type carboxypeptidase activity. Gene Ontology annotation, biological process: proteolysis. Lineage: Eukaryota; Metazoa; Arthropoda; Insecta; Coleoptera; Brentidae. The coding region runs from base 191 to 1591 and encodes 466 amino acids. The transcript has 3 exons. The record is from RefSeq and is a predicted model, not a curated record.